Messenger RNA from Sarcophilus harrisii (Tasmanian devil), 3422 nucleotides. RefSeq names its product membrane associated ring-CH-type finger 6 (gene MARCHF6). Gene Ontology annotation, molecular function: zinc ion binding. Bases 60 to 3092 code for a protein of 1010 amino acids. The transcript is spliced from 26 exons. Gene Ontology annotation, cellular component: endoplasmic reticulum membrane. The record is from RefSeq and is a predicted model, not a curated record. NCBI's taxonomy places the organism in Eukaryota, Metazoa, Chordata, Mammalia, Dasyuromorphia, Dasyuridae.
CCCAGGAGUCGGAGGGCACGGAGCUGCCCCAGCCGGACGUGACGCCAACCCCGUCGUUGAUGGCGUUUAAGUUCCUUCCGGUCUCCACUGUAUGCCUGGGCCUACUCCCCCCCUCCACAUCCCCCACCCCUCCCCCUUACCUUCUCACUUUCUUCCUCCCUCUCUCACUUUCUAUCUCUCCACCUCUUUCCCCGCCUCACUACCCCUCACGCACGGCUCCACCUAGCUCUCCCCUCCCUCGCCCUCCCCCUUCCCUCCUCCUUCCCCUCCCCCCGCCUCCGCCCGGAAGGCUCCAGUGUCGGGAGCAUCCGCGGCUGCGUCACCGCCGCCCCCCCCCAGACAAGAUGGACACCGCCGAAGAAGACAUAUGUAGGGUGUGUCGAUCAGAAGGAACACCUGAGAAACCGCUAUAUCAUCCGUGUGUAUGUACUGGCAGUAUUAAAUUUAUCCAUCAAGAAUGCUUAGUUCAGUGGUUGAAACACAGCAGAAAAGAAUACUGUGAACUAUGCAAACACAGAUUUGCUUUCACACCAAUUUAUUCCCCAGAUAUGCCUUCAAGGCUACCAAUCCAAGAUAUUUUUGCUGGACUGGUUACAAGUAUUGGCACAGCAAUACGUUACUGGUUUCACUAUACACUUGUGGCCUUUGCAUGGUUGGGAGUUGUACCUCUUACAGCAUGCCGUAUCUACAAGUGCUUGUUUACUGGCUCUGUGAGCUCACUAUUGACACUGCCAUUAGAUAUGCUGUCAACGGAAAAUUUAUUGGCAGAUUGUUUGCAGGGUUGUUUUGUGGUGACCUGCACUCUUUGUGCAUUUAUCAGCCUUGUGUGGUUGCGAGAACAAAUAGUCCAUGGUGGAGCACCACAGUGGUUGGAACAAAAUCAUGCUCAACCUCUCAAUGCUGCUGGACAACAAAAUGAGGCUCCAGGUGUGGGAAAUGGUGCUGAAAAUGUUGCAAUUGAUCAGCCUGCUAACCCACCAGCUGAGGAUGCAGUAGUAGGGGAAAACCCUGAAAUUCAGGAAGAACAAGCUGAUGAAGAAGAGGAAGACAAUGAGGAUGAAGAAGAUGCUGUAGUUGAAGAUGCAGCAGAUGUUAAUAAUGGGGCACAAGAUGAUAUGAACUGGAAUGCUUUAGAAUGGGAUCGAGCUGCAGAAGAAUUAACAUGGGAGAGAAUGCUUGGACUUGAUGGGUCACUAGUUUUCCUAGAACAUGUCUUUUGGGUGGUGUCUCUGAACACAUUAUUUAUUCUUGUCUUUGCAUUUUGUCCUUACCACAUUGGUCAUUUUUCUGUUGUUGGCUUGGGAUUUGAGGAAUAUGUCCAAGCAUCACAUUUUGAAGGCCUAAUUACAACAAUAGUUGGCUAUGUACUUUUAGCAAUAUCACUGAUAAUUUGUCAUGGUUUGGCAGCUCUUGUGAAAUUUCAACGAUCUCGUCGUUUACUAGGAGUCUGCUAUAUUGUUGUUAAGGUCUCUUUAUUAGUGGUAGUAGAAAUUGGAGUGUUCCCUCUCAUUUGUGGCUGGUGGCUAGAUAUAUGUUCUCUGGAAAUGUUUGAUGCUACUUUGAAAGACCGAGAGUUGAGCUUUCAGUCUGCUCCAGGAACCACGAUGUUUCUGCACUGGCUAGUGGGAAUGGUCUAUGUCUUCUACUUUGCUUCUUUCAUUCUUUUACUAAGAGAGGUGCUGAGACCUGGUGUCUUAUGGUUUCUAAGAAAUUUGAAUGAUCCAGAUUUUAAUCCAGUACAAGAAAUGAUUCACUUGCCCAUUUAUAGACAUCUUCGAAGAUUUAUUUUGUCAGUGAUUGUCUUUGGUUCCAUUGUCCUUCUUAUGCUGUGGCUCCCUAUACGUAUUAUUAAGAAUCUGUUGCCCAAUUUUCUUCCAUAUAAUGUCAUGCUAUACAGUGAUGCCCCAGUGAGUGAACUGUCUCUUGAGCUGCUCCUGCUACAGGUGGUGUUGCCAGCUUUACUUGAACAAGGACACACUCGACAAUGGCUGAAGGGUCUUGUCCGAGCAUGGACUGUUACUGCUGGAUACUUGUUGGAUCUUCAUUCUUACUUACUUGGGGAUCAAGAAGAGAAUGAAAACAGUGCAAACCAACAAGCUAACAACAACCAGCAUGCUCGUAACAACAAUGCCAUUCCAGUGGUGGGAGAAGGUCUUCACGCAGCCCACCAAGCCAUACUUCAACAAGGAGGACCUGUUGGCUUUCAGCCUUACCGUAGGCCUUUAAAAUUUCCACUCAGGAUAUUUCUGUUGAUUGUCUUCAUGUGUAUAACCUUACUGAUUGCCAGUCUCAUCUGCCUUACUUUACCAGCCUUUCUGUUUUCAGUAUUUGCUGGACGAUGGUUAAUGUCAUUUUGGACGGGGACUGCCAAAAUCCAUGAACUAUACACAGCUGCCUGUGGUCUUUAUGUCUGCUGGUUAACCAUAAGGGCAGUGACAGUUCUAGUUGCAUGGAUGCCACAGGGACGCAGAGUGAUCUUUCAGAAGGUUAAAGAGUGGUCUCUUAUGAUAAUGAAGACUUUAAUUGUGGCAGUACUACUUGCUGGUGUUGUUCCACUUCUACUUGGACUUUUAUUUGAACUGGUAAUUGUUGCACCACUGAGGGUUCCAUUGGAUCAGACACCUUUGUUUUACCCAUGGCAGGAUUGGGCCCUUGGAGUUCUCCAUGCCAAAAUAAUUGCAGCCAUAACAUUGAUGGGACCUCAGUGGUGGUUAAAAACAGUGAUCGAACAGGUUUAUGCAAAUGGCAUCCGUAAUAUUGAUCUCCAUUAUAUCAUUCGAAAAUUAGCAGCACCAGUGAUAUCUGUACUGUUGCUUUCCCUUUGUGUACCUUACAUUAUAGCAUCUGGCAUUGUACCUUUACUAGGUGUUACUGCUGAAAUGCAAAAUUUGGUACAGCGUCGAAUUUAUCCUUUUUUACUAAUGGUGGUGGUUUUGAUGGGUAUCCUGUCCUUCCAGGUUCGACAGUUCAAGCGCCUUUAUGAACAUAUUAAAAAUGACAAAUAUCUUGUGGGACAACGACUAGUGAACUAUGAACGAAAGUCAGGUAAACAAGGCACGUCAACACCAUCUCCACAGUCUUCUCAAGAAUAAAAUAGUUGUCUUAAAUAUCUUGACCUUCCUUUUGCCUUUAUGUGUCCUUUUUUGUGGACUCUUCUAUCUCUGGAUAAUAUUUUUCCUGGUGAUCCUCACAGCAAUGUUUUUACUUUUAACUUUUUUUAAAAAUUCAUAUUCUUAGCAUUUAGAUAGCAGUUGAAGAUCUGCUCCUCUAUCUGCAUCUUCUUCAUUUUUCAUUGCUGUCUGAGAUCUGUAUAUGUGUAAAUAGAAGUAUCCUGACACCCUAAACCUUGGAUUAAACAGAAUGUGCAUUGUACAUCUUUAAACAAAAUGUAUAUUAAUUUAUUAAAUCUAGUUGUCACUUUA